This is a messenger RNA of Cercospora beticola, 1878 nucleotides long. RefSeq lists its product as uncharacterized. Lineage: Eukaryota; Fungi; Ascomycota; Dothideomycetes; Mycosphaerellales; Mycosphaerellaceae. Gene Ontology annotation, molecular function: RNA binding. Gene Ontology annotation, cellular component: nucleoplasm. The record is from RefSeq and is a predicted model, not a curated record.
GGUCGCUCAUGUUGGCGCUUUGAGGCGUGUCCGGUUCGAAGAUGGCCAGCAAGUCAUAGUGUGCUUGUGGGAGGCAGCUGGUUUUUGCGAUCUUAUGGUAUAGAUACCCUUUUGACUUCUCGACUUCUGUAACGCGCGCGAAAACAUAGCUAGCAUUCUGGAAUUCAUGCACUGCUUUGGACAACGCAUCAUGUUUCUGGCCGGCGCUCCGCUUGUGGUCUGAUAGGCAUGGUAGCCCUGAUACCCGCCCAAUCAUAAAUUUGGAGAUGGUGGCGCAUGCUCUGACGCUGCUCUCGGCGAGACGUUCAGUGCAUGUGAAAGUGUGUAGAAACUCGUUGCCUAAGUGUGAGCGAGUACAGUGCGAGGAAUACGACUCGUCGUUCUCGCGUGGGCAGUGGAAUUGCGUAGAUGGAACGUGAAGAGCGAAGAAGACGACGUGGCGCAGUCGUUCAUGUGGCUGGACCGGGUGAUUUGCCCCUCCCUCCACCCAUGACGUGGUGCCUGCUCAAUAGAGUUGCGCUGUUUGUGCGUUGCCAACAUUGACCGCGCAAAAAGGCCUCGUGUCUGGGAGCAGCAUAUAACGCACCUUCUUCCACACAACACCACCUUCCACACACUCUCAACAAUACAUCCUCUCCAAAUCCGAAACCCAUCUUCCACUUCCGCAAACAACACAACCCACGACCACCCAUCAUGUCGAACACCGUCCACGUCCAGGGUAUCAGCGGUCAGACCAGCGAGAAGGAGGUCCGCGACUUCUUCAGCUUUUGCGGCAAGAUCCAAUCCAUCUCCGUGACCCCAGAGUCCAGCGAGGCAUCGUCGUCGCAGUCCGCCACAGUUACCUUCGAGAAAGAGACGGCAGCAAAGACAGCUCUGCUGCUCGACAACACACAGCUCGGUCCAUCGCAGGUGCACGUCACCCCGGGCAAAUCGCUCGACCAGGCUGCCGGUGGAAAGACAGCAGGUGCCUCAGAAGAUGACCUCGCACAAGAAGACAAGCCUCGUGCUCGUGUCGCUGCAGAGAUGUUGGCACAUGGCUACAACCUGAGCGAUCAGGUCAUCCAGAAGGCUCUCGCCCUCGACCAGCAACAUGGCAUCUCCCAGCGUUUCACCUCUGCCCUUACGAACUUCGACUCCAAGUACAAGGUGACCGAGAAGGCUCAGGCUACCGACAACCAGUACGGCAUUACCGCCAAGGCCAACGAGGGCUGGAGAGGCCUCAACUCAUACUUUGAGAAGGCUCUCGGAACCCCGACCGGACAGAAGGUCCGCGCAUUCUACGAGCAAGGUAGCAAGCAGGUGCUCGACGUCCACAACGAGGCCAAGCACCUUGCAUCGCUCAAGGCUGGCAAAGCACCAAACCACCCAGUCGAGGGCAAGGAGGGUCGCACCGCUUGCAACUGCGGUAGUGUCGCUGGCAAGUGCUCCUGCAAGCCGGGCGAGUGCGCGUGCUCCAGCUGCAGCAAGAACCCAGAUGACAGCAAGCCUGCCGUCUCAGCAGAGGAGGCCGAACUCGAGAAGGUUCCAGGCACUGAGAAGACCAAGUGCAACUGCGGUGGCGCCGACGAGAAGUGCGCUUGCGAGCCAGGCAAGUGUGCUUGUGCCAGCUGCCCACGUUCUUCUUAAAGGCUGCAAUCACACCUCGAUGGCUGUGCUUUCAAGAGCAUAGUCGUUGACACUUGAGUGGAGGCAUCGACAGAACGGCGACCUUUUAAUGAUGUCAUUGGCCACGAUGUAUCAGUAUUGCGAAGAGCGAUUUGGCGCCGGUUGCAUGAGAUAGGCGGGAAAAAAUUGUCACGAAGUUAUGAUAUCCAGAUAGCGUACGAGAAAAGCUGUUGCUAUUAUAUGCUGUUGUCCAUCAAAGUCCCUUGUCAGUCG